This is a messenger RNA of Ostrea edulis (European flat oyster), 1589 nucleotides long. Its product is annotated as serpin B6-like. Lineage: Eukaryota; Metazoa; Mollusca; Bivalvia; Ostreida; Ostreidae. Bases 54 to 1433 code for a protein of 459 amino acids. Gene Ontology annotation, biological process: negative regulation of endopeptidase activity. Gene Ontology annotation, molecular function: serine-type endopeptidase inhibitor activity. The transcript is spliced from 2 exons. The record is from RefSeq and is a predicted model, not a curated record.
GUCUACCAGGCGCGCACUGAUAGGACUGCCCACUUUGAUUUCUACAAUUAGAAAUGACCCACUUACUCCGUCGUACCUUUACUUACACGUUAGUAGGAAGUAUUUUUGUGCUCCUGAAAAUUUUGAUUAGUUUCUUCAUUGACGGUGGUCCAGACUUUACAUCGGAAAUCAAAUACACGUUCAUGCUCAGAUUUUGCAGGAAGCAACCCAUUUUAGAACUUUGUGUGAUUUUUAUUGCCAGCAGUGUGUUAACUAAAACGAUGGCUACUAGUCAUCCGUUUGAGAACAGAGACGUGGCUGCAGCCUUUACAAAAGCCAACAAGGCUUUCAUGUUGAGUCUCUUGAAGCAGUUACCAUCCGAAUCCAACAUCUUUUAUUCACCCUUCAGUAUCUCCACCGCUUUGGCAAUGGUUCAUUUAGGAGCGAAAUCAGAAACACUCGAAGAAAUGAAUCGAGCUCUUCAUUUUGAAAAGAUGGGCAUAGAUGUGCAUUCAGCUUUUGGUUCGUAUCUGGAAUUUUUGUCCAAGGAAACUGGUGACUGCACACUUAAAACAGCGAAUAAAAUUUAUCAAAGUAUGAGGUUCAAACCUGAAGAGUCAUUCCUGCAAGACUGUUCCAAAAAUUUCAAAGCAACUGUUGAGGCUGUGGAUUUCUCUCAGUCUGAAGCGGCGAGCAAGAAAAUAAAUUCAUGGGUUAGUCAGCAAACCGAGAAUAAAAUCCAGAAUCUUAUUCCAGCAGGCGCACUGAACAGCCUUACAUUCAUGGUUCUAGUAAAUGCCAUUUACUUUAAAGGAAACUGGAACAGCCAGUUUAAUUCCAAACAUACACAGGUGAUGGAAUUCCGGAAUGCCAAAGAGAAAUUUAUGACUAACAUGAUGUAUCAGAAAGCAUCUUUCAGAUUCUGCCACUUCCCUGACCAGAUGCUAAACGCCCUUGAACUACCAUACCAAGGACAAACCCUCAGUAUGUUAAUUCUUCUCCCCACUGUUGUGGAUGGUUUAGAAAAUCUGGAAAAGAAUUUAACGGAGUCCCUUCUGAAAAACAUGGUCAGCAGCUUGAGAGAAAAGAAAGUAGAAGUGUUUCUCCCGAAAUUCAAAAUGGAGUCGACGUAUCAGAUGAAGUCCCAUUUAUCGGCAUUGGGCAUUCCGUCGGCAUUUGAUGAAACCAAAGCUGAUUUUUCAGGCAUGGAUAAAGGUAAAGAUGUAUAUAUUAGCGAGGUUUUUCACAAAGCAUUUGUUGAGGUGAACGAAGAAGGAACGGAAGCCGCUGCUGCUACUGGAGUUGUUAUGAUGAAGCGAUCUAUCCAAAUCACGCCGGAGUUUCGGGCGGAUCAUCCGUUCCUCUUCUUUAUCCGGGACUCCGUAAAUGACGUCAUACUGUUUGCCGGGAGAUUUUACAAGCCAAUUGGGGACUCUCUGAAGGAUGAACUUUAGAUUAAAUUACUAUUAGCGUCAGAAUUUAUUUAUAGGAAAUCCAGUCUUGAGGUAGUAAUUCUGCUUCAUAUCAUUUCUUGGUUGUUGUUUUUUUUUAAUGUUAUUUUUAAAAACUUGCUAGUUGAUUAUUUGAUUGAUAAAUUAUAUUGCAAUGUC